Rhopilema esculentum is the source of this 3957-nucleotide messenger RNA. RefSeq names its product rab3 GTPase-activating protein catalytic subunit. NCBI's taxonomy places the organism in Eukaryota, Metazoa, Cnidaria, Scyphozoa, Rhizostomeae, Rhizostomatidae. The record is from RefSeq and is a predicted model, not a curated record. Gene Ontology annotation, molecular function: GTPase activator activity. Gene Ontology annotation, biological process: positive regulation of GTPase activity.
AUAUCUGGGCAGCGUUGAAAACCAAACCUGUCGCUGCGAAGGUGCACUACAAAACGUAAACGAACAUGGCGGACGACAGUGAUAGUGAGCCAGAAGUCUUUGAGAUAACAGAUUUUACUACAGCUUCAGACUGGGAAAGGUUCAUUGCAAAAUUAGAAGAUAUCAUUUGCUCAUGGGAUCUUGACAAAAGUCACAAAGAAGAUACAGUUAGCAAGAAAAAAUCAAGGCAUUCAACUGGCACACAUGAGAAAGAGCAAGGUCUGGGACUUGUAUCUUCAAGUAAAAAGGGAACGCAGGAAGGAAGUCAAGUGAGUCAUGAAGGGGAUUGGAACAUAUGUACAAAUCAUUUACCAUUUGCAAAUUUCAAUUUUACUAUUACUUACCACUCAUUAGUAUCACAAGAAGGCAAAAACAAGGAAGCAAAUAACUCCAGCAAAAAAGUUAAAGAAGCAAAUGAAGAUUCACACGACCAUCCACCUACUUCUAUGAUGGACAUGUUUGAUUUUGAAUUUGAUUUUCCUCCACGAGCACACUGCCUGGCAAGAUGGAAUGGCGUCAAGGCCUUUUUGGUGCUGUCUCCUAGCAAUCCACACGAAGAAAUCAACACUGAAUCGAGGUCGAAGCUCCUUCUCAGCUCUGUCGCUGUCGCUCUCUCAAAUACGAAUUGUGAUACUCCUGUAUUCGUGCAAGUUCAACAAAGAUGGCGUCGUCUCUAUUUUGGCAUUUGUAUGGGUAACGGAUUUAGAGUCAGUUAUGAAAUGGCUCAUAUGAAAAAAACUCCUCAACAGUGUCAGAAUUUGACCGGACUCUUAGAUGUUUUCAAAUCAAAGCUGGCGGUUCCUUCUAGUUUGUUAACACCAGUGACUAUUUCAGUGCGGUUUACUUAUAUACUGGGCUGGAACGAAGAAGAAUGGGUCCAAGAUCCUCCUGAUUUUGAAUCUGGGUUUGGAGCUGAGGUCGGUUACUUGAUUCUGUCAAGGCUGCCUUUCGGACCUUUGCAGGACCCUAUUAGUGAGUUGCAUCUAGCGACCUCUUGGCCAUGGCUGACAGAAGAGACUUUUGUUGAUGAUUCUGAUUUUUCGGACCUCAAUCCUGUAGAAGCACCAAGAUGGUCCAUCAGGGCACGGUCGGCAGAGAACUGCACGUCACUCCUGCACGAUCAUCUUCAAUCUUUCCUUAAAAUUUGCAAGAGUUCUGAGUCAACACAACAGAUCAUUCGAAGUCUGUCUAAAGAUGAAUUAGAAUUAGAUAGUUAUGGGGAUAUCACUCAAGCACUCGACAAACUUGCAGAACCUAAAAAACGUUUAUCACAAACCAAAUUAUCUUCUUCGACAAGAGUUGCGAAGCGGGAACAAAUGAAAUUGAGAGAGUCUCCCUUACCAGAAGAUUUGUUAAAUAAAAUUUUAAUGCAUUUGUUUCCCGACUCUCACGAAGAUAUGGAACAUGCGGAGGAAAGACAACGGCUUCUUGCGGAGGAACAAAAACAAAUAGAGGAAGAUGAGAAAAAGGACAGAUUCAGGACCAUGAAGUCAGCUCCGGAGAAAAGUUUGGUCAGUCUUCUCACGAUCUGCCUUUGCAUGGUAAACCAUAGUUAUGGAGGUGUGAAUGCCUUUGCUCAUCUAUGGCACGAAUUUGUUCUUGAAAUGAGAUACAGAUAUGAAAAUAACAUUCAGAUUCCAAGAAUCGCACUUGGAUCACCAAAUCUUAAUUACUGUUUGAUUCAUCAGAAAUUACAGAUGUUAAAUUACUGCAUAGAGAGGAAAAAAGAGCUGUAUGAGCGGUCAUCAAAGCCUACAAGCACAACAUCAUUAACUUCUUUAAAAACCCAGUCGAAGACUGAUCCAGUCGUGGAGUCAACCGAGCCAGAGACCACUCUGCAAAAAACUUCAUGGAAAGUAGAGUCAAAUGAAAGCGAUAGUGAUGAUGAGUUCUUUGAAGCUGUUGAAGAGCAAGCUUCUAAGAACUCAAACGAAGAAGAGCAAUCGCAAUCACAAAAUGAGAGUCCAUCCGGAUCCUUCAUCAGCCUGACCAAAUCAGCUAGUGAUGUUUCCUUUGAAAGGAUAGGGGUUUCAAAAGAAACGGAAAUGAAACUUCUAGAAACUGACGAGCCACUUUGUAUACCCAUAACACAAGAGCCACCCCCAGUCACAGAAGACAUAAUAGAAGAACAGACAGAGAUAAUUUUGAAAUUAGGAAGGUCAGAAGGUGGAUCAAAGUAUUUAGCUCAAAUGCAGAGUGGCUCACUUUUCUCAGACGUUCAAGCUUUUAAGGCUGCCAAUCCUGGCUGCAUUUUCGAGGAUUUCGUGAGGUGGUAUUCACCUAAUGAUUGGAUAGCUGGACCGGAGACACAGCAAGAAAAAGAAGAUCUUGCCAAAAUGAAAGCUUCUGUUUUGAAAAAAAAUGAACGAGCUGAAUUAGAAGAGGUUGUUGGCACAGAAGCGAUUGAUGGCUGGGAUCUAGAUGCAGAUGAAAAAAUUACUGAUGAAGAUAUAAUGGAAGUGGAUGUCGAUGCUUCUGAGGCAGAAAAACCGAAGUGGGCAAACGAAGGGCACUUGAGUGUUCGCAUGCAAAUUCCAGGAAAUAUUUGGCUUGACACGUGGCAUUCCGCGAAACCUGUCCCAGUGAGACGGCAGAAAAGGCUAUUUGAUGACACAAAAGAAGCAGAAAAGGUCCUUCACUUUCUUGCCAAUCUGAAACCUGCAGAAAUCGCCAUGUAUUUGUUUCCAGUCAGUGUUCACACUGCAAUUGGUAGAAUUUUGCUUGAAAAUGAAAGCUCCAGGCACCGGAUCUCAAAUAUUGUCACACAAGUGAUCCAUGAUACAGCGCGUCUGGGAUUGCCCAAGAAAGAUAACAUUUCGAAAAUGAUGGGAAUUUCAAGACAGCUACAAAUAGCGGAACUAGCUAUAUCCAGGAUUCAGUUCCUAGAAAAAAAAUUUAAAACUCUAAGUGGGAAGAAAGACGAUGAAGCUCUAGACGAUGAGAUCCAGGAGUUUGUUUCACAAUUAUUGUCUGCACCAGAUGUCAUUAUAAACGGAGGACCGAGAGGAAAAAUCGGAAAAUUGAUUGCAAAACACAUCGAAAACAAUCAGCAAAAAUUUGAAGAAGAACCUUCACACGAUCAAGAAACAAGUCUUUCUGAUGGGAAGAAAGCACACCACAGGCCACGAAAAUUGUCAUUUCCUGCCCCAGCCGGGCGAGAGUAUAUUCUGCGGACCACUGUUCGAAAACCGAGGGACUCUUCUCGACCGUCACCUCAACGAAUGUUUGCUGUAAUAACCCCAGAUGAGUUUAGACUGGCUGGAGCAUUCACUAGGGACACUGCAUUUAUUUAAAACCAGUGUGGCCCCAGCAUAGGAAUUAUUUAAAAUUUUAUGAUGAGUUGAAAAGACUGUCUGGAAUUAACGGAUGGGCAUAGAAGAAUUUAGAUAUUAAAAUAAUAAAAGUAUCAAAACCAUCCUUAAGAAUUUAUUUUAAAGUGCCUGUGACAUGAUUUUCGUACUUUUGGUUUUAUAUAUCUAUUCUUAUGUAAAAAGGCCUGUUAUUUUUAUUUCUGAGGUUAGUUUUUACGUUUCGUGAGAAAUGAAGAAGUUAUUGGCGAUCUUCUACGCCAAAAUUCGCCAUCUUGGUUUUCAGAAUGAGUAGACAGUGACGUCACGGGAAGGACCCUGUCGCCUCCUCCUUCGAGAUUUUGUAUCGUAGUCAAUGAGGGAAAUCUAACAGGUCCAAGAUCAGCGAUAUUUCCAGAGAAAGUAAUGGCAGCAAGGAUAAGAUUUUUGAAGGUAGCGCUUACAUUGUUAUAAUAACGAGUUCCUCCCAUGACGUCACAAGAGAAGGGCAAAUGAUGAUAAAGCGACUUGGCUAGGCCGCACUAUUUUGCUUAAUUUCAAUAUCAAAACGCUUUUAUUUAAAAAAAAAUUCAGAUUUACUAUAAGAGCAAUGCAACGAUACAAUUGAUAG